CGGACAGAGAGUGAACGAGGAUAAGAAUAAGACUGGACACAUAAGAAGGGCUCGAAAGGCAAAAAGGUACCGUCAAAACAAAAUUCCUCUUGGGCUGGAUCAAGAUAGCUGAAGAAUGGCAGCCCCUCCACCGGGGAAUUUUAAUAUAGUCAACUUUCGUUAGCCAUUGUUUCUUGGAUUACUUUGCUUUUUGGAAAGUGUUCUUGCUUUUCGGACGUUUAAACAUCAUUGCUGUGCAUAUUAGCCUUCUGGAAAGUGUUUUGCUGCUUGCUGGAUUUGCUGUGACAGAGAUGAGUGAGCGAAGGCGAUCUGCCGCCGCUCUGAGCUCCAGAGCGCACGCCUUCUCGGUAGAAUCACUGAUUGGGACAAACAAGAAAAGAAAACUCCGUGGCUGGGAGGAGAAAGAGCUCCAGUUGUCCAUCGAAAACAUUGCGACCAACGGGCAUUUGGGGGACGGCGACCAUUCGACACAAUCUCUGGACAUGGACCCCGAUUCAGAAGCCAGUCCCGGCUCAGACUGCGAGGGCCUGGCAGACGGGAUGUCGUGCUCGUUCGGCUCUCCAUCGGACCUGGGCCCCGCGGCCCGCGAUGCCUCGCCACCCUCCUCCAUGGAAGAGGUCCAGGUAGAGCUGCAGUGUGCCGACCUCUGGAAGCGCUUCCACGACAUCGGCACGGAGAUGAUCAUUACCAAAGCGGGCAGGAGGAUGUUUCCGGCCAUGAGGGUGAAGAUUUCCGGCCUGGAUCCCCGUCAGCAGUACUACGUCGCAAUGGAUAUUGUUCCAGUGGACAACAAGAGAUACAGGUAUGUCUACCACAGCUCCAAGUGGAUGGUGGCAGGAAACGCCGACUCCCCCGUGCCACCCCGCGUCUACAUCCACCCGGACUCGCUGGCCUCCGGGGACACCUGGAUGAGGCAGGUGGUUAGCUUCGACAAGCUAAAGCUGACCAACAAUGAGCUGGACGAUCAAGGCCAUAUCAUCCUACACUCGAUGCACAAAUACCAGCCACGGGUGCACGUGAUCCGAAAGGACUUCAGCAGCAACCUGUCCUCCACCAAAUCCAUCCCCAGCGGCGAGGGGGUGAAGACCUUCACCUUUCCCGAAACCGUGUUCACGACUGUCACUGCCUACCAGAACCAACAGAUCACCCGACUAAAAAUUGACCGGAAUCCAUUCGCGAAAGGAUUCCGAGAUUCUGGAAGGAACAGGACUGGCUUGGAGGCCAUCAUGGAGACCUACGCCUUCUGGAGACCUCCAGUGCGAACGCUGACAUUUGAGGACUUCACCAACAUGCAGAAACAGCAAGGGGGAAGCACAGGCACCUCCCCGACCACCUCCAGCCCAGGAACCCCCUCCCCAUCAGGCCCCUCUCACCUGCUGUCCCCGUCCUGCUCCCCACCCACCUUCCACCUGGCGCCCAACACAUUCAACAUGGGCUGCCGAGAGAGCCAGCUAUGUGGCCUGGGGCUGCCUGAGUACCCCGCCUGCGCUCGCGGUAAUGUCGCUGCCCUGCAAGGCUACGGCGGCCUGGCCGAGAGCUCAUACAGUCGCCUGCAGCCUGGGGGGGCAGUCGCCUCCCAGCCAUCGGAAACCUUCCUGCCGCAGAGGACUUCCUCCAUGAUCGCCAGUGGGAUGCCUGGCGUCGCCCACACCUCCCUGCCCGGUGGCGCCGGUGGCAAGAUGGAUGCCUACAGCGGCCAGCUGGGGUCCUUCCCCGCCCCACAGCUGCAGUACAUGAUGCAAGCAGGCGGCUCAGCCUCGGGACCCACCCCCUCCACCACCUCCGCCUCCGGCUCCUCCUCUUCAGCCCACGUGUUCGGCAGUGGGCACCACGCACAGCAGGGAUCAUACAAUGCUUUUUCUCUCCAUGGCCACUACAACCUUUAUGGAUACAAUUUCCCUACCUCCCCGAGGCUGGCCCCAAGCCCAGAGAAAUUGACGCCGGCCCAGGCGGGCUUUCUACCGCCCUCCCACGGCGGAGCUUUUGGAGAGCGCCAGUAUCUGCCCAACAGCAUGGAUGCUGCACAUGUGAUCGGCAGUUCCACAGGUAGCCAGCAGGGCGGCAGCACCUGUGACAGUCGUCAUUAUGGACAACCGUCUCAGAUGUCAGUUCACAUGGUGUGAAUGGAUUUGUUGGGUUUCUGCCCUUCAGUGCUCUUCUAGUUAUAUUUCACAUGUUUGUUUCUUCUCUGCCUCCUUCUAAAGGGGUCUGUAGCUAAACAGAGAAAAGAGGAACUAGUGAAAAAGGAGUGAGCGAUCUUACAGAUGUUUGUGUUUCCUUAUAACAAACUGAAAUUAAAAAACUCGGAAAACUCAUUGCAUUAUAUAAACCUAAUGUGAACUGAGUUUUCUUACUUUAGAAUGAUCUGAAUAUACUUUGCUAAUGGAGUUAAUUGUUAGUUUCUUACCUCCCGGACUUGGCAUGGCCCAUUCCUCCCUGGUCACUGGUGCGGGUGACUCGUGUGCAGGCAGCUCCCAAGGAACUCAAGCCCAAGCAGUGGCAUGAAAUGGCACGGUGGAAGAUUCUGGAAGCUGCACUGCAACAAUAUGCAGAGCUGACCUGGCUAACUGUUCCCUGCCACGUCUGGUCAGUUCCAACCAGGACUGUAGAGACUUCUCAAUGAAAACACAUCAUUUUUUUCUCAAUGCCAUCGUUACGGCCAUAUGCUGGAACCUCUGCGAUUUGUGUUAAACACACAGCAGGUUUUUGUGUGGUGACAUGGGGAGGGGAUUGGGGACAGGGAUAAAAGGACUGAAAUGUGAGUUUCAGCUGCACAUUGUGGAUAAAUGUAUAUAAAAAUUGUACGAGGAGAGACGUGAACACAGAGCCCCUGCUCUCCCUGUGGGCCCCUCGAUGGUUCUGAGCCUUUGAGCCGCUGAUGAAUUCAUGGUCGCUCAUGAUAAUUCAUCAUUACUUGUUUAAUCAUUCUAAUAGGAUGAGAUGUUUUUAAAAAUAGGUAAGGGAAACCGAUAUGUUUUGAAGUUGUGUGGAAAUACAAUAUCGAGAAUAAUUAAGAUUAUUGAAUGUGUUUUCAGUGCGUGGUAGAUAACCUUAUUUAUGUGUCCAAAAUUGAUGCAGUUAUGUUCAUCAAAUAGAAACAGUGAGGAAUGUGUAGAAUGUCAUAAAAAUGAGUAAAAAUGAAAAGCAGAUAUUCAUCUAAAGGCCUAUUAAAGCUGUAAAUACAUAAAAAAGCUCAAUAAACAUUUGACUUUCUUUC
Messenger RNA from Paramormyrops kingsleyae, 3217 nucleotides. RefSeq names its product T-box transcription factor TBX15-like. The record is from RefSeq and is a predicted model, not a curated record. Lineage: Eukaryota; Metazoa; Chordata; Actinopteri; Osteoglossiformes; Mormyridae. Gene Ontology annotation, cellular component: nucleus; chromatin. Gene Ontology annotation, biological process: positive regulation of DNA-templated transcription; regulation of transcription by RNA polymerase II; cell fate specification. Gene Ontology annotation, molecular function: RNA polymerase II cis-regulatory region sequence-specific DNA binding; DNA-binding transcription factor activity, RNA polymerase II-specific.